Linnemannia hyalina is the source of this 1212-nucleotide messenger RNA. The record is from the annotation of a GenBank genome assembly. NCBI's taxonomy places the organism in Eukaryota, Fungi, Mortierellomycota, Mortierellomycetes, Mortierellales, Mortierellaceae.
AUGGCCGAGCAUGCGGAAUCGCCCUUGGCUACUCAGCAACACGCGUCCAAGGGAGAUAUGAUUCGGUCCAACCUCGGCAAGUCGAUUGUCCAGGAUUUUGGAUACUUUCGCGACAUCCUCGAAGAGCACCAUGACCGCCGAGAGCGCAUCAUUAAAGUGUCCAGAGAUAUCAACAACUUCAGCAAAAAGAUGAUCUUUGCGCUCCACCGUGCAGAACCCAAAGACUACCUCCCUCAAUUCUCGGCCACAUCCGAAGCCCUAGUCGAGUUCAAAGAGAAACAUGCGACUGUCUUGAAACUCUUCCACCGAGCGACCAUUGAUCUUCAAGGAUCCAAUUAUUAUCGUUACCAGAGGAGCAUCUCUGGUGCUUUUCAGGAAUACAUCGAGGCUAUGACACUGGAAUAUUACUUGGUUCACGGAAAGCUUAUGCCCAAGAGUGCACUCGAGGCGGAUCUGGCCUUUACGACGACGGCAGAACAGAUGGCCAACCCAGAUCUCAUUAUCGCCAUUGGUCAAUCUCCGUUCGGCGGCGAGGGUAGAUCAGGAGGAGGCGGUGGAGGACAGCGAGGAAAGUUCAACAAGGACAGCAGGAAAAGACCAUACAACAAAGACAGGGAAGAAGCCCCCAAGAGACCAGCAAACCCUACCUCGGCAGGUGGACCAGCAUCACAACCAUCAGCGAGCACAUCGGCUGUUGAUGGAUCACCUUCAACGGCUCCAACUUCGCCUAUGAUCAUCGAAACAGACCAAACACCCCUAGUACCAGUAGCGGUGGCAACAUUUUCUCCAACAGUACAGCUUAGACUCGAGGUUACAGACGAGGAUUACCUGCUAGGGAUUGCCGAUCUGACAGGAGAAUUGAUGCGUCUCGCCAUCAACACCCUCGGUCAGUCGCUGAUGCCGACCCUCCAGGGCGAGGAUGCAUCAAUCCUCUCACCUGAACAACGCGUCCAACACAUCCUCCAGUUCCUCCGCGAUAUCAAGAGUGGAUUCGACGGACUGUCACUCACCAAAAUGUCGCCCAUUUCUAAGAAGAUGGGUGUUUUGAAACAGUCUCUUCAAAAGAUUGAGUUGGCCUGUUAUAACGUCAAGGUGCGCGGUGCAGAGUAUCCUCCGGAGGUGUUGAGGCAGAUGUUAAUGAAUGGACAGGAUUUGGGUGGCGGUGGUGGUGGGGGAGAUUCUGGAGCUGCCGGUAACGAGGACGAGGAGUAA